AUGGGCGCGUCCAUUCAUCACUCACAACGGCGUGUCUCCUGCGAGGCUUGCCGGAAUGCGAAAGCGAGAUGCCAACGAAUCCGACCAACUGACUCUCAGUGCGCGCGAUGCUUUCUCCUGAAGAUUGAAUGCAUUGUUGGACAACAGAGAAAGGUUGGUAGACCACGACUACCGACUUCUGGUCGACCUACGCAUCGCGAACAGCACAACAAUAUUGCAAACGAGGUGAUGCUAUGGACAAGAGAAACUGGCGUUGUCGAGAAUUCCAAACAUUCAUCAGAUACACUUACGCCAUCAUAUUAUAACGAUCAAGCCAGCUUGCUGAGUCCUGAAUCCUCAUUUGCCGACUCUCUUAGCGUCUUCAGCUCGGAAGCAAGCAGCUGGCAAGAAGCCAUUCCUGACGAGGGCACUUCAUCGACGUGGGAUACAUCAUGGGAGCUAGACCUGGCUUCGCUCACUUCGGGUGGCAACGCCAGUUCUCACAGGUACAGGUUUCUCUCUCAUCCGCCUUCGGUGGUGGAUUUAUCACCUUGGAGUCGUGAGGUAGCCUCACCGAGAUACCCAAACAUACAGCACCCGAGUCACACAGACAGCCUUUCCCAGUUGCAACGCAUCAGUCUUGAUCUUCACGUUCGUGCUGUAGCGGUCGAACACCACAAACAAGCACUCACUUUGGACAUGAUCAGCUAUAAGCUAGGCCCGCUUUACAAAGAUGGAUUUACAUUAGCCCAGUCAGUCUUGAAAUCCUCUCAGGACUUUCUCGUUAUCCUUGCUCGGCUUCAUAGCUCCCGAUCAGGGGCAGUAUCGUCAUCAAUACCGCCACCCGCCCUCAAUUUUGCUGAUUUGGGUUUGCCGGUACUCCUGCCGCGUCCUUGUAUCACGUACCAGCCCUUGAGUGGCCCUCUGGCUCUGACCAUAAUUAAUGUGUUUACACAACUGAUAGCUCUUUACGAGCUGAUUAUUGAAAAGCUCUCUGCACGAGUUAACCGUUCAGAUGUUCUGCCGAUCCCACCUAUUCCUAUUUCCGCCUUUGAAGGGUCAAUGAUGGUACACCCCUGCAAACAAGGCUUGCUUUUUACCCGUAUGGCUGUGCCUCUAUUAGAAAGAAUGGAAAGUGUAUUGGGAACUGUAGGAGGCCCUGAAAAUUGGGAGGGUUUAUUAACUCCACGACAAUUGGACGUUCUGUGGAUUGAGCUUGGCGGAGUGAAUGGCGAGACUGACGUCGGUAUGCUGCGUCCCAUACGGUUGAGGAAGGCAUUCCAUGACGCUGAAAUAAUAUUAAGGCGGGUUCUCUCCUAA
Molecule: messenger RNA, 1299 nt
Organism: Fusarium oxysporum Fo47
Lineage: Eukaryota; Fungi; Ascomycota; Sordariomycetes; Hypocreales; Nectriaceae
Product: Zn(II)2Cys6 transcription factor domain-containing protein
Exons: 1
Coding region: 1-1299 (432 amino acids)
Biological process (GO): regulation of DNA-templated transcription
Molecular function (GO): DNA-binding transcription factor activity, RNA polymerase II-specific; zinc ion binding
Source: RefSeq, a predicted model, not a curated record